Molecule: messenger RNA, 1590 nt
Organism: Rana temporaria (common frog)
Lineage: Eukaryota; Metazoa; Chordata; Amphibia; Anura; Ranidae
Product: probable N-acetyltransferase 16
Exons: 3
Coding region: 102-1136 (344 amino acids)
Molecular function (GO): acyltransferase activity, transferring groups other than amino-acyl groups
Source: RefSeq, a predicted model, not a curated record
ACUUGUUGCCACCGGCGUAGGGCGUGACACGUCUGCCGAACUUUGUUCAUUCAUAUCCUGUUCUCUUUCUGUAUCUUUUCAGUUACCACACACCUCUCAAAAUGUCGGAAUCACCCAAUGCACACAUUGAUUUUGUACCGGCCACCGCUGAGGACUAUGAGGAGCUGAUGUCUAUCUCGGGUGGUAUUUACAAAGGAACGGACUAUCUGCCAUGCAAAUACCAUGCAUGGCUGAAGGAUCAUCAAAGACACAUGUUUAUGGUCAAGAGUGAAGGCAAAAUAGUGGGCUUUGAGUCCUUCUUGCUGGUUGAUGGCGGUGAGACAGCUGUGGUGCAGGGUCUUCGUGUGGCCCCCUGGAUAAGAGGACAAGGUGUAGCCGGGAUGAUUGAGAAAUUUAUCUUAGACAAGCUUCGUUCUGAUCACCCACAAGUCAAAAGAAUUAGUUUGACCCGUUCAGAGAACCCUCCACCGAGCAUGCUGAAGAAGUAUAGAGUGAUCGGCUCCAAGGCUGUGGUGUCUAUGCUUCUUCCCUAUGACCAGCUUGAGGAAGCCAUCGGAUUAUUGGAAGCUCGUCUGGAGAAUGUGGGCCAGUUGAAUAAUUACACCAUUCUGGAACCUGCUGAGGUUCUCAAACUCUUUGACGGGACAAAGACUGCAGAAGAUCUGCUUCCUGGGGGUUUCUUGAUGCAGGGAUGGCUUCCACUUACCACCCAUAAGUCCAAUUUGGAGAUGCUCUUUGAAAUGAAAAUCACUUGGAUCUACUCACAAGUACAACGUAAAAGCAUCAGUGAAGGAGGACAUCAAAUUAACCAUGAAAACAAAGGGAGUGCAGGAUCACCAUCCUCACCACCCUCUUCUGUUGGGUUCCUCAGCCUCGGGACUCCAGCAUACCCAGUGCCUUAUUCAGAUGCCACUUAUCGAUUUGACAUUGACUUGUUUGGCAUUGACCCAGCAGGCGCUAAGAUGCACGUUGUACAACAACUUAAGUUGUGUAUAAAGUCCCUGCCUGCCGGACAGAGCAUAAUCUGCGUAAUGUAUGGAGAGGAGAGUCUGCGGACGGAACUCAAUCAACUGCGUGAGGGACUGACGCCUUUCAUUUUAGUAAACGAACAGAUGCUGCUAGAAAUGGACAUUUAACACCUUGGUUGACAAUCUUACAGGGUCAUUGGGCUAAAAGUUAGUGGACAUCUGACCAUCAAGCCUACCUAAAUGGCCAAACAUAUGUGGACACCCCUCAAAAUGUUUAAUUUCAGGGGUUUCCAGUCAAGUGUACUAUUAAUGCUACAAAUGUGUGCUAUAAAUGGGAGAAGGAUCUUUUUCUGUUCCAGCAUGACUGCGCAGGGCAGUUGUAAUGCAUGGGCACCCCUGGUGCCCUAGGUGCAGGGGGGCCCCAUGAUAGUCUUGCUGUCCAGGAUUUGCCAGGCCAGUCACACUUUUUACUAAGCUGUCCCAAGAUGGCCGUGUCCUAAGCAACAUCCUGGAAGCUGUACUGUGCCAUCCUGAUCUCAGUAUUCUGCCCUCCUGACCCCCCCCCAUCCCCCAUACUGUGCCCUGCUACCUCCACCCCUGUACUGUGCCCUUUGUAAUUUGU